Messenger RNA from Momordica charantia (bitter melon), 749 nucleotides. Its product is annotated as ATPase, V0 complex, subunit E. Lineage: Eukaryota; Viridiplantae; Streptophyta; Magnoliopsida; Cucurbitales; Cucurbitaceae. The record is from RefSeq and is a predicted model, not a curated record. Gene Ontology annotation, cellular component: proton-transporting V-type ATPase, V0 domain. Gene Ontology annotation, biological process: proton transmembrane transport. Gene Ontology annotation, molecular function: proton-transporting ATPase activity, rotational mechanism.
UCAUCUGCAGAUUCCGACUAAUUUCAGAUCUAUUUUCUUCGCCUUUGCAGAUUUCCGAAAUGCUUUAUGAUUCCCACAAUUCUUCCUCCUGUUUCUUGAGAUUUUGAUCUUUUUUAUUGCGCGGUCGAGGUCGAACCGGAAUUAACAAUGGGAUUCUUGGUGACGACCCUGAUUUUCGCCGUGAUUGGAGUCAUCGCAUGUUUUUGCAUCACAAUUUGCUGUCGCAGAGGGGCUUCAACGAAUUUGUUCCACCUUACUCUGAUAAUUACUGCAACAAUAUGCUGCUGGAUGAUGUGGGCAAUUGUAUAUCUUGCACAAAUGAAGCCACUUAUCGUUCCAAUUCUGAACGACUCGGAGUGAAGUUUAUUUUGGAAACUCUUGCUAAUAUGAAUCUAAAUCAUCAUGGGUUGCUGCUGAUCAACCCUCAGAUUGUUAUAUUUUUCAGAUUCCAUGUAUCUAUGCUGCAUUUUCAGGUUGAAUCUGUGCAAUUCAUAAUUGGAAGAUGAUGACCUUCGGUCGGGUUCUGUAUUUUGUGUUUCCUGCGUGUUGAUUAAUUACUUUCCGUCAAAUUUUUGGGAAGAUCAACUGUUAUUUCUUUCGGAUACUUAGUUAUUUAAUACUGAUCUCCAUUUGUGAAAUUGAUCCUUUCUAUGGCUGGCUGUUUGGGCCAUCUUUCAGAUCUUUUUCUGCUUGAUCAUUGUUCCAUUAUUGUUAAAAUUUGUUGAUAAAGUGAUGCUUUGACUUUGAAA